AUAUAUAUGUUUGAUUUCCUAAUGUUUAAUUAAUUAUGUAUUUAUAUAAUUCUGUUUUAGUUGUUAAAAUGUACCCGUCUCGUUAUAUGAAUUUAUAUCUAUAUAAAGGUUACCUAUUAUGUACAGCGGUACAAUAAAUUAUUAUCGUUUCGCACCUACACUAUAUUAAUGUAAAGGACACGCGUGCGGUUACGCAUACAAGGCGACUCGUUAAAUAUAUCCCAAUACUGCCGAUCACAUAAAAUAACCUAUAUGACAGGUGCGUGUUUUUUUAAUGUUUUUUGUACAUCGACCUAUAGAAUCCAAAGACAAUUUUUUAAAAAUGUAUAUAUAGCAGUGAUCACUGGUCUCCGGCGUGUAAUCGUGGGCGAUGAAUUUGGGUCGGGUAUGUAAAAUAAUAUACAUACUACAAGAUUUAAACGCGAACAAAAUUAACAAUUAUUACAAAACGAGCGAUAGGAAAAAAUCAAAAUCAACUUAUAACAAUAACAAUACUAAUAUGUUAAUACUGUUGUUAUUCAUUAUUAGCUUUAGGUAUUAUACUGGUAUUAAUAAUCAUCAUCAUAAUCACCUAAAGUAGUGAUCGCGGCUAGGAGAAAAAGUGAAAAAAAAACGAUGGGUCGUAUGCCGCGAGAGUGCGCUGUCGGUGGCGGCGCACACGAGACCUGCGCGCUCGUCGAUUGGCCGUCGCCGCGGAGGGGACAAGUCUCCGGCUACGCGGACGGGGGCGACGCCACCGACCCGCGCGCCGCACCCAACCCGUCCGACGAGCCGGCCACCACGGCCGCCGCCGUUGCUGCGCGUGUGCGCGCCGGUUCGCGCGCGCGCGCCCGUGUAGGUAGUGCCGUGGCGGUGUGGUCGUGUGCGCGUGUGUGUGUGAGAGUGUGUGCGCGCGCGUCCGGAGAGAGGUAACGCGACGACUGCGACGCGGACGACGACUGCGACGAGACGACGACGGUCGACUGGGCCACGCCAAUACCCUCCGCGCGCCGCCCGGGUCAUAAACGAUCUCACAAACAAGUGCUCAACGUUCGGGAAAUUACCCGCGCCGCCAUAUAAUAUUAUAUCGCCAAAGGCCGCCGCCGUCGCCAGUGAUCGCGUCGCCGCCGCCGCCGCGCGGGUCUUUUUAUUUUUCCGCCGCUACAUUAGAUACGGUUCGAAGAUAUUUUUUCGAUUGAUAAAAUUAUAAAAAUUUUGGUAGUCCCGUUCGUUUUUUUUUUUACUCUCGUAGAUCCGCCGGGUCUUUAACCACACGGCACUCCGGUGUCGGUCGUCCUGUGUCCGUUCAGUGUGCGUCUUCGUCGCUCGCCACACGAUCGUCCGCGAUAUUUUCGGGUUUUGAAUAAUAUAAAUAAAUAUAUUGACAACAGUUUUGUGUUUUUUUUCGAUCGACGUUUGUUUGGUUUUUUACGACGAUACAUUCAGCAUCUUGACGGCAUAAUGCGGUGGCGUUGACCGAUUCUAGCACAUAUCUAUAGAUAAUUUUGUAUUUCGACGACCCGAAGAGAGAAGUGCAAUAAAAAGUUGAAACGUAUUUUACAUAAUAUUAUACGCACGUGCGGGCCAAAAAUCGCACCGCAAUAGUACUACAAUCCUGUCCGCGGCCGCAACUUACGCGCCCGUCAUGAGUUCAAAGUUCAUCAUCGACAGCAUGCUGCCCAAGUACCACCAACAGUACCACCACCAGCUCCUGAACCCCGUGAUCACGUCCGGCGGCGGGCUGGACUCGUCGGCCGUCAACUACAGCCUGACGCCCAACAACUCGUCGUCCAGCAGCGCGGGCGGUUCGCCGCCGUCCACGUCGUCGCUGGUCUCGCCGGCCGCCGGCCGCAUGUACCCCGCGUACGCCGUCCACCAUCACCAGCAGCAGUUCGGCUCCGGCGCCGGUUCCAUGGCGUUCUCGUCGCCCGGCUCGGCCGCCCUGGCCGCCGCCGUCCAGGACGCCGCGGACAAGACGUCGUCGUCGUGCCGGUAUGGCGGUGGCGUCGGUGGCGUGAGCGUCGGCGGCGUGUCCGCAGCCGAUACGAUGGUCAACAGUUACGCCGCGUUGCACCAUCACCACAACCAGAACGGAGGCGGCGGUACCGGCGCCGUGUCGUCCAUGGCCGCGGCCGCUCAGUUCUACCACCAGGCGGCCGCCGCUUCCGCCGUGGCCGCUGACCCGCUCAACACCGCGUGCGCCGGACAGCCCGGAGCCCCCGGACCGCAGCCCAUGCCCGACAUACCCCGGUACCCGUGGAUGUCCAUUACAGAUUGGAUGAGUCCGUUCGACAGAGUCGUUUGUGGUCCAAACGGAUGUCCUCGUCGUCGCGGUCGGCAGACGUACACCAGAUUCCAGACUCUGGAGCUGGAAAAGGAGUUCCAUUUCAAUCACUACCUGACCCGGAGGCGGAGGAUCGAGAUCGCGCACGCCUUGUGCCUGACCGAGCGUCAGAUCAAGAUUUGGUUCCAGAACAGGCGGAUGAAACUCAAGAAAGAGCUGCGGGCCGUCAAGGAGAUCAACGAGCAGGCUCGCCGGGAACGCGACGAACAGGCCAAAAAGCAGGAUCACACAAAAAUGGACGUAGGAGGCGGUGGUGGCGGUGGGAUGCACCAGCAGCAACAGCAACAGCAACAGCAGCAACAGCAACAACAACAGCAGCAGCAGCAAAUGUCGCACCAUCAGAUGUCGCACGAACAGCAUAAGCUGCAGAUGGGCGGCCUGGACAAAGGAUCCGCCGACAUGCUCAAGGCCAAAACGUAAACGCCGUCAGCGAGCGCGCGUCAACGUUUCGCACAGUAAUAGAGUAAUGAUAUAAUGAUAAUAAUAAUGAUUAAUUAUAAUUAUGUGUCGCAUGAUUAUUAUUGUUAUUGUUUCGACAAUUGUAUAGAAUUUCUCUUUCGAUUCGAAAAAUACGUAAAUAAUUUAUGAAUAUAUAUUAUAUAUAUUUAUCUAUAUACAAACUAUUCUUACAUAAUAUUUAUACAUAUUAUAUAUAUU
Messenger RNA from Myzus persicae (green peach aphid), 2980 nucleotides. Its product is annotated as homeobox protein abdominal-A homolog. The transcript has 3 exons. The record is from RefSeq and is a predicted model, not a curated record. NCBI's taxonomy places the organism in Eukaryota, Metazoa, Arthropoda, Insecta, Hemiptera, Aphididae. Gene Ontology annotation, molecular function: DNA-binding transcription factor activity, RNA polymerase II-specific; RNA polymerase II cis-regulatory region sequence-specific DNA binding. Gene Ontology annotation, biological process: anterior/posterior pattern specification; negative regulation of transcription by RNA polymerase II. Gene Ontology annotation, cellular component: nucleus. Bases 1625 to 2743 code for a protein of 372 amino acids.